GACGUGUCCGCUUCCAACCACCCCACCACACGCCAUUCAACAUCAACACCACCCCACUUCACCUCUCACUCUCACUCACACACACACACACUCACGUCGAGUGCAUCGACGAUUGUUAUGGGCAAGAAAGGAAAGAAGAAGAAUCGCGGUGGCGGAAAGUCGCCAGCGCAGCGGAUGCAGCAGCGACGCACACGCAGCAAGUCCGAGCCAUCCGCAGAGCGCGAUGACAAGAAACACGUUGCCUUCAAGUUGUCGGACAACACAGUCCAUCUCAUCUCGCCUCAGCUACCCCUCCGCAAAUAUGUCGAGCCCAUCCCGCCACGGUUUGAGGGACCCGGUUUCAGCAUCGAGGAGUAUCUUCGCAACAACGGCCUUCUCGUUGAUAUGCCCGCGUCGAAAGGGGCAGCAAAAGGGAGCAAAGGGAAAGGGAAAGGAAAGGGAAAAGGAAAGGGCAAGAAGCAGGGCCCAACAGCCGUGUACGUGUUUCACCAGGAGGACCUGCAUGAACCCCACCUGCACAUGCGGCCGGCGAAGUCGGUGCUCAAGUCUAGCAGCGGCUCGGACACGCACGAUGACAGCGAAGGCUACCACGCUGCUGACGACAACGGUCGCAAGAAGCAAGUGCGCAAGAAGAAAAAGAAGAACAAGAACAAGAAAGGCCAACAGGACCAGGCCCACGAAAACGGGCAAGUCCCUGCCGAUGUGAACGGCAGCGGCGGACCAUCCCGCCAUACCGACACCGACGAAGAGGCUGCGGAGGCAGAGGAGCAGUGUGGCAGGGCGGAAGAUGCCCAGCACCAGCAGCAAAAGCAACAGCAGAAACAGCAGCAAAAACAGCGAGAGGAAGAAGAGGAGGAGAAGCUGAUUCGCGAUGGCUGGCAGGUGCAAGGGCGAAAGCAGAAGCGCAAACAAGAGAGCAAGCAGGCGCUACCACACAUGCCCCCAGCAGCCGCAGCCGCACCAACGCACACCAAGCUGCAAGGCAACAAGCAGCUGCAAGAAACCGAGCAGCACAGACAGCAGUCGCCACCGCCAAGCGAGAAGCCAGCUCUCGCCAGCAGCAGUGACGCUCGCAGCGAAUCAAAUACAGAGGUGCAGGACAAGCGUCACAACACUACGGUCACUGACGAUGGUGGUGAUGGCGAUGAUGAGCGACCGAGAAUGGUGCAGCCUGAGGCGACACCAUCACGCCUUCCGCUGCACCAGCGCAUGUGGAACCGCCACGCACAUGACCACGAUGAUGAUGAUGACGAUGAUGAUGAUGAUGACACGGAGGGAGAGGACGGUGUUGUGGGCGAGAUGUCUGACUUGGCGCGGCAGCUUGCACUCGGAGGCCGGGGCGCUGUGUCUGCACCGCGCGCACACACGCAGCGGACACACGCGCGCAUGCGCAGCCGCUCGCGCUCGCCGACAUCGCCACUGGCGCAUCACCAGCGCAGCGCGUGGGGCCACGCGGAGGACGGAGACGACGAAGCUGAAGACGAAGAGGCCCAAGGUCACCACGCUGACGGUCGUGGGGGUGGAGAUUCUGCAAGGCGUGAGGCUGCGGAGGAACAUGCUGAGCGUGAUCAAGAGCGUGAUGGCACAGAUGACCUUGGCGGGCACAAGACCGUGGAUGAAGAGAAGCAGAGUGCCAGUCGCCCCAUUGUGGCGCAGGCCGAGAACGCAAACACACCGCCACCAACAAACGCAGCAACAGCAACAGCCGCAACACCACCAUCAUCCACAGCCACAGUUCCAACAACUACAGCCACGACAGAGGCACCGCUGUCCAUCGAUGAGCAGUUGCAAGGCAAACCAGUUGCCUUCCUCGUCGAAUUCGCCCACCACGAUUGGACGGAUGAGAACGACAGCGUGCUGCUGUCGCUGUUUCUGGACGCCACGCGCUUCAAGGUGUACUUUGCGCCUGGCGAAGUGUGCGUUCGCUUCAAGUCCUUCAACCCCACCCAGUACAGCACAAGCUGCACACCCAAGACGCCUCUCAUGUGGCGCUGCGCCUUGUUCGCGCGAAUCGACCCUGAGGCAUCGCGGGUGCUGCCCACCAGCAGAAAUGGGGUGGUGAGAAUACGACUGGUGAAAGACAAGCAACCACAACAGCAAAUACGAUGGUCGCAGCUCGAAGGAACAGGCACCGCCACCGCCAACACUGAACACAUAGAACCAACUACAGCAUCGUCGAGCACAGUCACGGCGCCAACUGCAGCCGUCGAGGAGAAGGGUGACAUGUACGCCCUGUUGGAAGAAGUGAGUGGUGAAGUCACGCGAACGGCACAGGCCUUGAUGACGCAGAGUGGUGGUGGUGAUGGUGCAGCACCAGCCACCGCAACAGCAAGCACCACGACCACAACCAGCAGUACUUCAGUCACGGAAACAAUGUCCGCGUUGAGCAACACGGUCGCAGCAGCUGCCAGCAGCACUGUGACAGCCACCACGACGGUGACAAGUCAACGUGCACCUUUGUCGUCCGCAAGUACCAACACGAAGGUACACGCUGAAACGACUACAACAGUGGCAGCGACAGCGACAGCCACUGCGCUUGAAGCCAACGCAUCCCUGCGGCAAGACGGCGCCGAUGAAGAUGAGGCGCAGCUGUUGCCUGUGAGCAAACGCGGCGUGCUGGACCUGUAUGCCACCUGGCGCGAGCGGCAGGACUCCAUGCGCACUAGGGACACACUCGUACUGCAGCACCACCAGCAGCCGAGCGGCGGGGCAAGCAGCGAAGAUGAUGGAGAUGGCGCAUGGGCGGGCCCGACGCGCGUACUCGUUGCGCAGAAGCCGGCCUAUGCUGGCAUUUCGGGCCUGUUCAAUCUCCGCCAGACAUGUUUUGUCAACUGCGUGCUGCAGUGCCUGUUCCACAGCGCGGCGUUUGUGGACGCGUUUCGCACCCGGCCCUUGCGAGAGCUUGUGCCGGCGUGGAAGAAGCCAGCAGACAAGAAGCUUGCCGUUGUUCGCGAAUUCGUGCGCAUCUGCGAGGAAGUGUGGGAGGCGCUGACGCCCGUGGUGAAUGCGCGGGAUCUGGUGGUGCACCUGAUUCGGGCGGUGCCAGACUUCAACAUGCUGAUACAGCAGGAUGCCCAUGAGUUUCUUGAGCUGUUUCUGGACACGCUGCACGAGGGCAUGAACAAGGUGCAGAAGAAACCCUAUGUGCAGAAUAAGGACGUGACGGCCGGCGACAGCGAGCACGAGGCCGCGCUGGAGGUGUGGCGAAAUUUCCGCGCCAGGGAGGACUCGCACGUGAUUGACGUGUUUCAGGGGCAGCUGCGCUCUUGUGUCACAUGCAAGCACUGCAACCACUCCUCCGUCACGUUUGACCCAUUCCGGUCGCUGAGCUUGUCAAUCGCUGAGCCGUGCAAACAGAAGAUCUUGCACGUCUUUGACACCGAUAUGUCGCACGUCACGUCUGCGCAAGUGCGCAUUCAUCCCAUGGCAACGGCAUCUGAGCUGCUGGCGCAGUGCGGCAUCGCGCGAGAAGAGCAGCCUGUGCUUGUGGUGUGCACAUCCCAGGGCGAGGUGAAGGACGUGUGCAGCGGUGAUGAUUGUGUGUACGCUUCUGUCACCCCGACACGGCACUUGUUCGCCUGCUUCCCUCGUCCAACAUCCAUCGAGCAAGGAGAACAAGAAGAGGAUGCGGUAGAGCAUGUUGAGGGCAAGCAAGGCACGAUCGAGGCGCAGCAGGAGCAGCAGCAGCAGUUGAGUGUGGUGGUGACGACCCGUGCACGCCGUAGUGUGCCGCUGGCCAAGUGCCAUGCCUGCGCCACCCUGGCGGAGCACGCGACUGGCGCCUUGAAGCGGUGUGCGCGGUGCAAGCAGGUCUGCUACUGCUCCACGGCGUGUCAGCAGUCGCACUGGCCACAGCACAAGUCCUCCUGUCGUGCAGCAGCACCACAGCCCGUGGGCCGUCCGACCGUGCUCACCCUCACGACUUCAGCGUCUUCAUUUGACGCGACCACAGUGAAGCGCGCCCUGGCCUCCAGUGCACGCCAGGCGCUCGCACUGCAACUGCAACAGACAGCGGUGUCGCAGCAGCAGCAGCAGCAACAGCAGCAACAGCCUGCGAACGAGUGCAGCAGCAACAACGCUGACAACGCUGACAACGCUGACAACGCUGAGUGGGAUGUGGCUUCGAUUGAGGGUUUCCUGGCUGCCCUGAGCAAAUCUCGCGCCCAGGUCCGCGUCGCAUCAACGACCGACAGGAGCAGCGGCAGCAGCAAUAGCAACAGUAGCGGGUCCAUGAUGGACGUUGACAAGGCGCUUGCCAAAGGGCAUGACGCUGUGUGGCAGGCUGUCGUUGACUUUGGCGUUGUCACCGAUGCUCCGAUUGGCGAGAACCAGCAGCUGCUUGAGUUGGCACUGGCUGCCGCUGCGGGGGACGCGUGCCCGCCGGCACCGGCGUCCUUCUACGAUGACGUGACGCUGGAGGAGUGUCUGCGCCAGUUCUCCAAGACGGAGCACCUGGGUGAGCAGGACCACUGGUACUGCAGCAGGUGCAAGAAGCCGCGCCCGGCGACCAAGGAGCUCACCGUGCACCGCGCGCCAAGCACGCUUGUGCUGCAGCUGAAGCGGUUCAAGAAGCCCGGCGAGUCGAUGACGCUGAUGGACCAGGCGCGGCUGAAGAUGGACAACCGGGUGAAGGUGCCGCCCCUGCUGGACAUGUCGCACUACGCCUGCGCGUUUGGUGGCGGUGAGGCCGUCUCGCGUGAGGGCAGUUGCUCCCCUGAUGUGGUUGGCGACAGUGGCGUUGCCGAUGUUGAUGGUGAUGACAGCGUUGGUGUGGAGGGCAGCGUUUGUGGUGUUGGCGGUGUUGUUGACGGUGGUGACAGUGUUGUUGAUGGUGGCGACAGUGGUGGCGUCGCACACAAGACAGCGCCGUCGCCACAUAUGUAUGAAUUGUAUGGCGUGAUUGACCACUAUGGCCUGCUUGUUGCUGGCCACUACACUGCGUCUGUUCGCCAUGCUUCCAGUGGCAAGUGGUACCGCUUUGAUGACGAACACGUGACGCCUCUGCCAUCUGUGGAUGCCGCGGUCAAAGACCGCUCGGCCGCUUCCAUUCUUUUCUUCGUGCGCAAGGAUGGUGAUGGCCACGGUGAAGCAGAUGGAGCACGCGAAUAAACACGUGGCAAACUGCAGGCCAUGCACAUGC
Molecule: messenger RNA, 5140 nt
Organism: Salpingoeca rosetta
Lineage: Eukaryota; Choanoflagellata; Craspedida; Salpingoecidae
Exons: 11
Coding region: 118-5109 (1663 amino acids)
Biological process (GO): protein deubiquitination
Molecular function (GO): cysteine-type deubiquitinase activity
Source: RefSeq, a predicted model, not a curated record